Molecule: messenger RNA, 1959 nt
Organism: Trypanosoma brucei brucei TREU927
Lineage: Eukaryota; Euglenozoa; Kinetoplastea; Trypanosomatida; Trypanosomatidae
Gene: Tb927.4.670
Exons: 1
Coding region: 1-1959 (652 amino acids)
Source: RefSeq, a predicted model, not a curated record
AUGGAUUUUGUGGAAGUGCUUCCUGAUGCGCAAGAUCCUCUCUUGCAGCGGUUGCAGAUGAAGCACGCGGAGCUGCGCGUGAAGCAAGUUAUGGAGCUAAAGAAGACACUAGAAAUCGAGCACUCGGCUAUGUCAAAGAAGAUACACAAAUUACCCACAACACUAGACCUUGUAUCGGAUGAAAUAAGUUUCACACUAAAUGAAAUAGCCGUUCGCUGCGAGGAAUACGCGGUGCCGCAUGUAGGGCAGUUACUGAAAGAUGUUCAUACCAUGAUGAAUCAGCAACUACGUGAAGCUUACAGGCACGUAGAGGCUGGUUAUAGGUCUGCGUUCCACAAGAUGGAGGAAGCAAAUGAAGUGCAGUACCGCCAGCAGAAGUCAGCAUCGUCGUUGGGCGUAUCGCCUCAGAAACCGGAUAAAUCACCUCCACAUCAGGCACCGGCUAAUGUGGAGUGCCCGCCAAUGGCAAAGGGCAAAAAUGGUAAACGAGGAACUGGGAUGAAGGGUACUUCCGAGGUAAGAGUUCUUUCGGUGACGGAAGCGAUGUCAGCCACUACUGGAUUAUUUGCCGAGUCAAUUGCUGUCUCGCUGCGAUGUGAAGUUGUUCGCAUUUACCUCUACGAUGAGUAUGGCAACCUCAAUUGCUGUGCUCGUUUCCCUUUUUCUGCGACGAAGGGGGAUCCGCUAGCGGGAACGAACUUGGAGUUAAUUCUUGCGAAGGAGGUCCACCGUACUGUCUGUCAGAGCUGCAUCGCGGUUAAUGGGCGGAAACGACAGGAAAUCACCAUGAUCGAGCGGGAUCGCAAGGAGGCUGAUGAGGAGAUUGAGCAAAGCGGUUGGAAAGCGAUGAAUAGUUGUUUAAUAUUUCCCGUGAUAUCGAACGAGCGUGGUAAGCAAACACAUGGUAUGAUCCAUGCGAUGAACAAGCAGGGUACAUCUGUCAACUUGGUUGGAGAGUUUGAUGAAACGGAUGAAAAUUUCUUAUUCACAGCAGCUUGCCUACUGGGUUGCUUGUUGUCCCGCUAUCCUGGGAAGUGUUUUAUGCGUCCUGUUGGUAACUUGAUUCAUCAGCACCUGGGGUUGCACCCCGUACAUGGGAACGAUACGAGUUUUCUGCCACAGCUGAUAGAGGAUGAGGUUGAAGACGCCGCAAUAGCGGGCAAUAAGGCACUACAGAUGCGACCUAGGGUUCUGGUGCACCGCGCACCCAUCAACGUCAUUUAUCAAGCCCGUGCAGAGCGCAGAAAGACUCGUAAACUAGAGGUAUUACAUAUGGUGGAUAGAGCGCUGAGCAGUGUGGAGUUUGACCUUAAUGCACUUGAAGAGUUGUGGCGAGUGGGUCACGAAGAGAACAGGAUUAUGUACGAGCACUGCCAGCACACUAACGAACAGUUGAACACACUUCAGGUGUUGUUGCAAAAUGUUCUGGAUGGUAUUGGGGCAUCACGCAACAUGGGUACACUGGAGGAGGUGAGGCGGUACCUGCGAGCGCUAGAAUUGCAUGCAAGACAGGAAAAUACACUUCAAAUAAAGGAGCUCAUAUCGAAAGCGUUGCUUCAUUCAGACAUUGAAGAGAUUCCUCCACAGCUUAAGGAAGAAGUUAAGAGUGGCCGACUCACACUCGAGGAGGCCAUACAAAUGGAGCGCCGCCUCGAGGCAGUAGAGUCAAAAUUGAAGUUUGGUGCCUCUCCAGUACCUCAAGUCCGCAUCUAUUCGUACAAUCCACAACUUCGGAGGGAGCAGGCUCGAUUCUUCAAUGCCAAUGCUGAGAAACGUGAGCGCUUAUUUAACUACGCAAACAUGGCAGGUGACGGUCCAGGUUACAAGGGGAAGACGGUUUCGGCAGUGACCAAAGAGGUCAACCUGAACCCCUCCUUAAGACUCUGCUUUGGGACAACAGAUUAUGCUUCGCGGCGGCCAUUCAGACUCCAGGGAGGGCGCAGUGUCUCACCUCGUUGA